UGCUCCUCUUUUCGCAUCCAACGCCCCUCUUUCCCCUCUGACUGAGCUCCCAGCGGCGGCAAAGGGGGCCACGGUGGCGUAGAGAUGGUGGUGGCAUCUGGAACCAAUUCAUGAGCCAAAGAAAUGGCCAUCCGGAAGAGGAUGGCCAACAUUAUAUAAUAAGCGAGAAGAGGAUUUUCCAUCUCUUAAAGAGUGUAAUGACUAUUUGGAAGAAGUUGAGGAUAUGACUUACAACCUGAUUGAAGGAAUUGAUGUCGCUGCUAUUGAAGCUAAGAUUGCUAAGUACCAAGAAGAAAAUGCUGAACAAAUCAUCAAUGCCCGAGCACGUAAGGCUGAAGAACUAGCUGCAGCACUAAAGGCAAGCCAAAAUUUUGGUCAAGGUGAUCCAACUGAUGGGGUUCAUAUAUCCUGUUUCCACCUUAUGCUCUUUUGUCUACCAAGUACCAAGAGUGAGGGUGCUGGACCAAGUGCUCAAGGGAUCGAUGUCGGCAAUCAAGGGCAGUAUGCACCUACCUCCAUGCUCGGUGGUGUGCUUAUGCAACCACGUCCUACAGGUAUGGCUCCACAGCCUGUCCCCGUCGGAGCCCCAGCUGAUCCUCUGCAGGGCUAUGCAACCGACGACGAGGAGACCACGAAGCUAUGAGCUGGGAGAGGAGGCAGAGCUGGGGGAUGGACAACCAAAUCAAGCAAGAGGAGGGCACUCGAGGAAGCAUUCGGUAGCAUAUGGAUGCAGGAACCGUUCAGCAGCAUAAGGAUGUGAACUUGACCUGAAGAAGAGUUCAGUUUUCUUGUUAUCGGUUCAAGAUUGUUAUUGUGAUGUGAUACAGUUUGAUCUUGCUGAAUUUUAUCAGAAGUGAGAUUCAGAAUCAUCGCGAAUCCCUUCAAAUUGAUCCAACGGUGGUGAUGUUUGCUAAAGGAACACUUCUUUUUAAUUCAUAUGUAAUUCAUUGCUCAAAAUGUUGCCCACAUUCUUUUGUAAUAAAUUUAUGGAUUUGUUGA
Messenger RNA from Musa acuminata AAA Group (dessert banana), 999 nucleotides. RefSeq lists its product as uncharacterized. The record is from RefSeq and is a predicted model, not a curated record. Gene Ontology annotation, cellular component: transcription factor TFIIH holo complex. The transcript has 6 exons. The coding region runs from base 224 to 643 and encodes 139 amino acids. NCBI's taxonomy places the organism in Eukaryota, Viridiplantae, Streptophyta, Magnoliopsida, Zingiberales, Musaceae. Gene Ontology annotation, biological process: regulation of transcription by RNA polymerase II; DNA repair; regulation of cyclin-dependent protein serine/threonine kinase activity.